CUAAUCUAAUACUAAUAUUAUGAAAUGUCAAAAAGUUAAAAACAAAUUUAUCAUAGUUUCAGGUUAUAAAUUAAUUUCAUCGUAUUAUCGCAAAUAUUUGAAAUAAAAUUCAUACACAUACAUAUAUUUUUAACUUUUUUAGACAUACAAAAUGUCUACACGUUGGUAUCCUAUUUAUCAAAAAGGCAAUCCACAGCUGAGAGUUUUUCUCCCUAAUUUCUGGAUGAAAAUUGUGCAACCCCAGGCAAAACAAUUACCAAAUGUUGUUCAAUUCCAUUGCUCCAUGGAAAUGACAAAAUUUGACAUAAAAAAUUACUUGGAAAAAAUAUAUCACAUCCCUGUAGUUGAUGUAAGAACCAAAAUAGCUAUAGGAAAAUUCCGACGAGAUGUCGGUAAAGGAUAUGUAAUCAAAGAUGAUGAUGUUAAAACAGCUUAUGUUGUAUUGCCAAAAGAUAUGAAAUUUGAAUAUCCAGACAUAUUUGCCAAUAAGAAGGAUGAUGCAGAAGAGGAACAGAAAGCUUUGGGAGAUGCAAAGAAAAACUUCCAAGACUACUUAGAUCGCAACAAACACAGAACAGAUGUUCCUAGUUGGUUCACUAUAUGAACAAAUAUUUGUAUUUAAGUUAGUAUUCUGUUAAUGUAGAUGUAAUUAGUACCUAAUAAAUAUUUUCUUGAAUGUU
Molecule: messenger RNA, 680 nt
Organism: Spodoptera frugiperda (fall armyworm)
Lineage: Eukaryota; Metazoa; Arthropoda; Insecta; Lepidoptera; Noctuidae
Gene: mRpL23
Product: 39S ribosomal protein L23, mitochondrial
Exons: 3
Coding region: 152-604 (150 amino acids)
Biological process (GO): mitochondrial translation
Cellular component (GO): ribosome; mitochondrial large ribosomal subunit
Molecular function (GO): structural constituent of ribosome
Source: RefSeq, a predicted model, not a curated record